AUCCUCCGCUCCUUCCCUAACCUCCGGCCAGCUCCACAUAUACGCACAUCUCAUAUUUUCCCAAACACCAUCAGAUUAUUCCUCCACUACGCCGCCGCCCACGCUUCACCAGUACCAUCCACAACUCCCUCACCCACCCUUCUCCGCUGCCAUAACUUGGGCCGUCCCAUUAAAGACUUUUUAACCCUUCCAUUUCCUUUCCUCCGGCCAAAUCUAGCAGUCGUCGCCAACCACGGAACCAAACCCCUGCCGCCAUGACCCAAUACGAACGUCGUCGUCGACCCAUGUGACCCAAACCCAAUGCCCAACGACCCUAUUUCGACUCCUCUGCUUGAGUCCCAUGUUCUGUGGGCUGGCAGGGUGUGCGUAUUCUAUACGCUCUUGAAGAUCGGUUUAGCUAGAUCUAGGCGAACCCAAUUGUCUCUGAGUGGUGGCGACGGGAGCGAAGUUGAUAUUGCCGGAGCUGGGCGUUUGGUUCUGCGGUGGGCAACGAUGACUAAGUUUCGUCGGAGGAUCGGAAAUGGAAGCAUUCAUCAAUUUGUUCACCGCCGCGGUGUCGAUUCCCUUUCUUCGCGGCGGUUUAUCUUCUCCUCGAUUAAGACCUUCGAUUCCGUCAUCGGCACACUUAUGGUAUGCGUUCUCCGGCGUAUCUGGACCGUCGAAUUUAGGGUUGUCUAGGAGAUGCGCAUUAUGAAAACGAUGGGCAGGGGGAGGUCGGAAUCCGACAGAAACGUCGAGCUUAUCGAGAGGGUAUGAGAAGAGGGACUCUGUGUAUGCUUCGUCUCCGAGAAAAUCGGACGUCGGGAGAUUUUUGGGGUCUUUUGUAUAUGUAUGUGCGUAGAUGUGGAGCUGGCCGGAGGUUAGCGAAGGAGUGGAGGAUAUAAUUAUUUUUUCUUUAUUUUACCUUAUUUUUAUAGUGAAGUGGAAAUUGUUAAUAGAAUAAAUUUUAUUUUUUAUUUUUUUUAAUUGCCACGUCACUCACUUAACAGUCAAUGGUGAGAGUUGACCGCCACAUCAGCAAAAGUUAACGGAGACUAACGGCCAGUGACCAAAUUUGAACUGCUAACCUAAUUUAAGUGACUACAGAUGAAAUAAAUUAAUUUUAGUGGCAAACGUGAAUUUUACUAGUAAUUCAAGUGACCAAACUUGCAAUUUAGCCAUUUAGUAAGUGUAGAUAUUUGAUCAUAUACAUUUUGUUUGUUAAACAAAGUUUUUGAAUGACUCAUUUUCAUUUGUACUAGAGAAGCCUGCUCGCUGCGCUUCGCGUCAAGCGAGCGAUAUGAAAGAUUGCAUGUGAUUGUAAGAGGGAAUAAACUAACAUGUAUGGAACACAAACUCUAGAAAUUGGAGGUCUAACUCUCAUUCGAUGAAAAAAGUAACAGGUAACAAAAAUCAAUCAUGGUAAAAGAUUCCACGAAUAGGAACAUCUAAGUAGCUGAAUAAGAAUUGAGGAAACAACAUUUUGCAAUAAAUCGAAGCAAAUAAUAAAAAAUGGACUCGCUGACCAAUGAGUAAGUACCGAUUGUGGAACAACAAACUUAAAAGUACACUUGAAAAUCCUUUUUGGCUGUGGAACUUGAUUUGAAUUAUUGAGACUUAUUACUGUUGUUCUCUUGUAAGUACAACAAAAAGAUAACUAAUUAUUCGUUUAUUAAGUCCAACAAACAAAAAGAUAAAGUUAGAAUGCACCCUAAAGUUUCAACUAAGAUAGAAAAUAGUCGAGAAAUAGACGACAUGAAGAAGAAAAAAAGUCAACAAAUCUAAAAGAAAAAAAGGAAGAACCUAGUAUCUCAUUUCAUUGGUUCCGAUGCCACUUUUGUACUUUUUGAUUGGGACAGAGAGAUUUCAAUGUUAACUUCUAUUAGACCUCGAGUGAGAGAAAUGAGUAGAAAUGCAUGACCAAAUACGAAAUUCGGUCUCGAGCGAUUUUAUUGAUUCCAAUGCCACUUCGUGUGCUUUUUGAUUGUGUGAUAUUUUAUUGUUAACCUUCUAUUCGACCUCAAGCGAGAGAGAUGAGUAAAAAUGCAUAACCAAAUACAAAGUCGGUCUAUAGCUAUUUCAUUAGUUCCGAUGCCUCUUUCGACUUUUGAUUGAGGGUGAGUGAUUCCAUCAUUAACUUUUUAUUCAACAUCGAGUUAGAGAGAUUCGUAGAAUGUAUAACCAAGAACGAAAGUCGGUCUCGAGCUAUUUCAUUGGUUAUGAUGCCUCUUUCAACUUUCGAUUGAAAGUGAGUGAUUUCAACAUCGAGUGAGAGAGAUGAGUAAAAUGUAUAACCAAGUACAAAAGUCGAUCUCGAGCGAUUUCAUCGAUUUCAAGAUAUUAAGAAUAUAAAAACAAAUACGAAAGUUAAUCAGUUUUAGCACAAGAAACAAUAAUAUAAAAGGAAUAGAUGGAGAGAUUAAAUAGGGAGAGAUAUUUAAACGAGAAGAAAAAGAAACCAAUAAAAGGAUGUCAUAUGUCUCUUUUGGAAGAAUGACCUUAAAGUUAGGGUUAUUUACCAAAAAAUCAUCUGAAUGAAUAGUAGAAUCAAAA
Molecule: messenger RNA, 2532 nt
Organism: Linum trigynum
Lineage: Eukaryota; Viridiplantae; Streptophyta; Magnoliopsida; Malpighiales; Linaceae
Source: the annotation of a GenBank genome assembly